GAAUCUGAGCAUCUAUUUGUUUCAAAAUUCAAUUUUCAAGACACAAGAAAUGGCUUUGUUCAGAGGUCUCUUGAGUGCAAAGAGGAUUAUUGGCCUCUCUGUAGCGGCUACAAGCAAAAGGACAGUUUCAGUGCCAAAGGGGUUUCUUGCGGUGUACGUUGGUGAAGACCAAAUCCAUAAGAAGAGAUAUCUUGUGCCAGUCUCGUAUUUAAGCCAGCCUUCUUUUCAAGAUCUUCUCAGUAAAUCCGAGGACGAGUUUGGAUAUGAUCAUCCAAUGGGUGGUUUAACGAUUCCUUGUCCUGAAGAUACCUUCAUUAACGUGACUUCCAAGCUUCAGUAA
This is a messenger RNA of Eruca vesicaria subsp. sativa (arugula), 340 nucleotides long. The record is from the annotation of a GenBank genome assembly. NCBI's taxonomy places the organism in Eukaryota, Viridiplantae, Streptophyta, Magnoliopsida, Brassicales, Brassicaceae.